Messenger RNA from Protomyces lactucae-debilis, 1107 nucleotides. Its product is annotated as family 2 glycosyltransferase. Lineage: Eukaryota; Fungi; Ascomycota; Taphrinomycetes; Taphrinales; Protomycetaceae. The transcript has 2 exons. The record is from RefSeq and is a predicted model, not a curated record. The coding region runs from base 1 to 918 and encodes 305 amino acids. Gene Ontology annotation, cellular component: endoplasmic reticulum membrane.
AUGCUCCUACUCCUGGCCGCAGCUGGCCUUGUUCUAGCCUGCAUUACCCUCGUUCUCUAUAAGCUCUCUCUAAGGCCACGUCCAGCGUUCGCGCAAGAACGCAGCUGCACGACAAAUAACCAUGGUCGACGCGUCGAAUGCGCGCUGCCUACACUGAGUGACGCGCCUACUGUCCAUCUCAGCGUCGUCAUUCCUGCUUACAAUGAAUCAAAAAGGCUUCCUGCCAUGCUUCAAGAAGCAGCAGAGUAUCUGGAAGCACAAGACGAGGACUACGAGUUGCUGAUUGUCGAUGAUGGCAGCUCUGACAAUACAGCGGAGACGGCAUUGGCCUGGGCCGCAGACAACAAAUUGAAGCAUGGCACGCUCAAGGUGUGCAGGCUAUUACAGAACCGGGGUAAGGGCGGUGCUGUUGCCCAUGGCAUGAAGCAUAUCGCUGGUCGAUAUGGCAUCUUUGCUGAUGCAGAUGGCGCGUCCAAGUUCAGCGAUGUCGCGCUGCUCUUCUCUCACUUGAAGGAGGAGAAUGGGCUUGGUAUGGCGAGUGGCAGUCGUGCGCAUAUGGUCUCGACGGACGCUGUGGUGAAACGCUCACCACUCCGUAACCUGCUCAUGCACGGCUUCCAUACAUUCAUCCGACUACUGGGUGUACCGCACAUCAAGGACACGCAAUGCGGCUUCAAGCUCUUCACGAGGCGUACCUGUGCACUGCUCUUUCCAAACAUGCAUAUUGAACGUUAUGCAUUUGACGUCGAGCUCUUUGUGCUGGCUGGCUACCUACGUGUGCCUGUCGAGGAAGUGGCCAUCACCUGGCACGAAGUUGAUGGCAGCAAGAUGCACCUUGUCCAAGACUCCCUCAGCAUGGCAAUGGAUCUUGUUCUAAUGCGUCUUGGGUAUACCCUCGGCCUUUGGCGCCACUCGUAAAUCUGACCUUCCCUAGCAUAGAAGCAUAGACGUGCAUCAAUAUCGUUUAAUGAUGUUGCGCUUGUAUGCGUGACCCUCGCCCUCAAACACCUUGAGUCGCUCCAGCCUAACAUCUCUGAGCCUGUUUUUCGGCAGCAUGGCGCUCACCGCCCGCCUGAGCACUUCACCACCUCCCUUCUUCUCCAUCAC